AAAUGCCUAGGAAGAUGGUUGUGAUCUUUGGAGCCUCAAAUAUACUUUGGAUGGUGUUUGCAGUUUCUCAAGCUUUUAAAAUCGACAUCUCCCCUGAAUCCAAAAUUAUUGCUCAGAUUGGUGACUCCAUCUCACUGACUUGUAGCACAACAGGCUGCGAGACCCCAUCGUUCUCCUGGAGAACUCAGAUAGACAGUCCACUGAACGGGAAGGUGAGAAAUGAGGGGACCAAAUCCACGCUGACCAUGGAUCCUGUUAGUCUGGGGAAUGAACACUAUUACCUGUGCACAGUGAUUUGUGAGUCUCAGAAACUGGAAAAAGGAAUCCCAGUGGAGAUCUACUCUUUCCCUAAGGACCCAGAGAUUCAUUUGAGUGACCCCCUGGAGGUUGGGAAGCCAGUCACAGUCACGUGUUUGGUCCCUGAUGUUUACCCAUUUGAAAGGCUGGAGAUAGAAUUACUGAAGGGCAACCAUUCCGUGAAGAAACAGAACUUUCUGGAGGUUUCAGAAAUGAAGUCCCAGGAAACGAAGAGUUUGGAAGUAACCUUCAUUCCUAUUGAUGAGGAUAUUGGGAAAGCUCUUGUUUGUCAAGCUACAUUACACAUUAAUGAAAUUGAUUCUCAACCCCAAGUAAGGGAGACUACAAAAACACUGCAAGUCUACAUCUCACCCAAGGACACAGUUAUAUCUGUGAAUCCCUCCACAAGCCUGCAAGAAGGUGACUCCGUGACGAUGACAUGUACCAGUGAAGGUCUACCAGCUCCACAGAUUUUCUGGAGCAAGAAAUUAGACAAUGGGAAUCUACAGCUCCUUUCUGAGAAUGCAACUCUCACUUUAAUUGCUAUGAGGAUGGAAGAUUCUGGAAUUUAUGUGUGUGAAGGAGGUAAUCCGGUUGGGAAAGACAGAAAAGAGGUGAAAUUAAUUGUUCAAGAGAAAAUGUUUACUGUAGAGAUCUCUCCUGGAUCCCAGAUUGCUGCUCAGAUUGGCGACUCAGUUGUACUGACCUGUGAUGUCAUGGGUUGUGAGUCUCCAUCUUUCUCUUGGAGAACCCAGAUAGACAGCCCUCUGAACGGGAAGGUGAGGAGCGAGGGGUCCAAGUCCACGUUGACCCUGAGCCCUGUGAGAUUUGAGAACGAACAUUUUUAUCUGUGCACCGUGACAUGUGGGCAUAAGAAACUGGAAAAGGGAAUCCAUGUGGAGCUCUACUCCUUCCUUAGAGAUCCAGAAAUUGAGAUGAGUGGUCUGUUAGUGAGUGGAAACCCAGUCACUGUAAGCUGUAAGGUUCCUGAUGUGUAUCCUUUUGACCGGCUGGAAAUUGAAUUACUUAAAGGGGAGAAUAUUAUGAAGAAUAAAAUCUUUUUGGAAGAUGUAAGUAAGAAAUCUCUAGAGACCAAGAGUUUGGAAAUGACCUUCAUCCCCACCACUGAAGACACUGGAAAAGUUCUUGUUUGUCUGGCUAAGUUACCUAUUGACAAAAUGGAAUUUGAACCCAAACAAAGGCAGAGUACACAGAUACUAUAUGUUAAUGUUGCUCCCGGGGAUACAACCAUCUUGGUCAGCCCUUCCUCCAUCCUGGAGGAAGGUAGAUCUGUGAAUAUGACAUGCUCUAGCGAUGGCCUUCCAGCUCCGAAAAUCCUGUGGAGCAGGCUGCUAAAUAACGGGGAUCUACAGCCUCUUUCUGAGAAUACCACUCUUACCUUAACGUCUACAAAAAUGGAAGAUUCUGGUAUUUAUGUCUGUGAAGGCAUUAACCAGGUUGGAAUAAGCAGAAAAGAAGUCGAAUUAAUUAUCCAAGUUGCUCCAAAAGAUGUACGACUUACAGCUUUUCCUUCUGAGAGUGUCAAGGAAGGAGACACUGUCAUUAUCUCCUGUACAUGUGGAAAUGUUCCCCAAACUUUGAUAAUCCUGAAGAAAAAAGCAGAGUCAGGCUACAUAGUGCUGAAGUCUACAGAUGGUGCAUAUACCAUCCACAGGGCCCAGUUGGAGGAUGCGGGAGUAUACGAAUGUGAAUCUAAAAAUGAAGUUGGCUUGCAAUUAAGAAGCAUAACACUUGAUGUUAAAGGAAGAGAAAGUAACAAGCACUAUUUUUCUCCUGAACUUCUUGUGCUCUAUUGUGCAUCCUCCUUAAUAAUACCUGCCAUUGGAAUGAUUAUUUACUUUGCUAGAAAAGCCAACAUGAAAGGGUCAUACAGUCUUGUAGAAGCACAGAAAUCAAAAGUGUAGCUAAUGUUUGAAAUGUUCAUUCAGAGACACUAUUUAUCAGUUCAAAUCCUCAGUACUGCUCAUCAUUCCAUGAGGAAAACAACAAGCUAGGAGUCCAGACUUCCUUGAAUGUAGUGAACUCUUGGAAAGAAAUGGCUGCCUAGGCCCCUUGUUGUGAGCAAGAAGCCAAAGGAAAAUUUGUGCCUAAAAAAUAGGCACUACCUUUGAGAU
Molecule: messenger RNA, 2432 nt
Organism: Mesoplodon densirostris (Blainville's beaked whale)
Lineage: Eukaryota; Metazoa; Chordata; Mammalia; Artiodactyla; Ziphiidae
Gene: VCAM1
Product: vascular cell adhesion molecule 1
Exons: 9
Coding region: 3-2222 (739 amino acids)
Biological process (GO): cell-cell adhesion
Cellular component (GO): membrane
Molecular function (GO): integrin binding
Source: RefSeq, a predicted model, not a curated record